GGGCUUUUCUGGCUAAUGUUGGCCCACAGGGGAGAUGUCUGUGUCCCUUCUGAUCUUUGUCUUCAUAUUCUGUUCUUUUUUCUCUACUGUUUCGUUUGUACCUUCCAGGAACGUGAGUCCCUCAAUGCCAACAUAGUAGAUGCCAUCAACCAAGCCUCAGACUGCUGGGGUAUCCGGUGCCUACGUUACGAGAUUAAGGACAUCCACGUGCCCCCACGUGUGAAGGAAUCUAUGCAGAUGCAGGUAGAGGCAGAGCGACGGAAGCGGGCAACAGUGCUGGAAUCAGAGGGAACGCGGGAAUCUGCUAUCAAUGUGGCUGAGGGGCAGAAGCAAGCCCAGAUCUUGGCAUCAGAAGCUGAGAAAGCCGAACAAAUCAACAAAGCUGCUGGAGAAGCCAAUGCCAUGUUGGUCAGAGCUAAGGCCAAGGCUGAGGCCAUUCAGCUUCUGGCAGCUGCUUUGGCACAGCAGCACGGCAGUGCAGCAGCCUCUCUCUCUGUGGCUGAGCAGUAUGUGAGCGCCUUCUCCAAGCUUGCCAAAGAUUCCAACACGGUCCUGCUGCCAACCAACACUGGUGAUGUCACCCACAUGGUAGCACAGGCAUUGGGCAUCUACACCACGCUGACCAAGACACAAGCUGUGAAAACUCGGGAUGAGCUACCUCCAGCCCAUGGGGACCCUCAGCCCCCCAGCACAGAGAUGCUUAAGGCAGAGCAGGUGACCUCCAGCUAGUGGGGCUGAACAGACACUGGACACACUGAUGGGACAGCACCCACCAGAAAGGGGAUACUUGUCCAGGGCCUGUGAUGCCGUGGGGAGCCCUAUUCCGCUGUCUUCCCUAGCUAGACAUUCUUCUUCUUCCCUUGGCCCUUAUUUUGUAUCUGAAUCUGAUCAUGUAAUAAAUAUUAUCAUUGCUGCAGCGCA
Messenger RNA from Meleagris gallopavo (turkey), 921 nucleotides. The record is from RefSeq and is a predicted model, not a curated record. NCBI's taxonomy places the organism in Eukaryota, Metazoa, Chordata, Aves, Galliformes, Phasianidae.